This is a messenger RNA of Polyodon spathula (Mississippi paddlefish), 2013 nucleotides long. It is a transcript of the gene dhrs4, whose product is annotated as dehydrogenase/reductase (SDR family) member 4. The record is from RefSeq and is a predicted model, not a curated record. Gene Ontology annotation, molecular function: carbonyl reductase (NADPH) activity. Lineage: Eukaryota; Metazoa; Chordata; Actinopteri; Acipenseriformes; Polyodontidae.
AUGAGACAAAGACUUCAUUUCCCAGCGUGCCCCUCUCCUUUUCUCUGUGCCGGUUCGGCUCGGUUCGUUUCUAAGGUGUUUUUUUUAAUUAGCGACGCGCUUUUGGACGCGCAACACAAUAAGAUCCGGACCAAUAAAACUGUGCCGGCGCUUUCUAACUGACAUCUUAUCCGCUAUUCUUUAAAUAAAUAAAUACUGACAGUAUUUUCAGGUGUGUUGCGUCUUUUCUAGGCGUGUGGGUGCGACACGGACACGCGUGUUUGCAAACGCUCUGAUUAUUUUAAUUGUGUUUGUGGGCAGACGUUAAUUUCGGUCGACAACCCCCCCUCAAAAUAAAAAAUAAAAAAUAAAAAAAACCCGGCGACCCUUUCCCUACUUACCCUUCACCGACACAGUCCCGUUAUAAAGGGCAAAGUCUCUCUUUAAAAAACAAAGCAAAGCGAAUCCCGCCUCUCUGCUUUUGCCCUGCUUUGAAGAACUCGCUCCGAGCUGAAGCCGGCGAAACUGCAGCCCUGCUUCCGUUGUAAAAAACAAAUAAAUAAAUACAUAAAUAUCCCUAAAUCAACCGCACUGAACGAAGAGGUCGACACGGUUUGUGAAUAAUAUUGUUAUUAUUAAUAGAAAUAAUACAAACAAUGAUUAUAAAUGUGUAAGUCACCGGGUACGUUCAAUUUCAGACCGACCUUUUAAACCGCGGCACGGCAAAAACAAUUUUUUAAAAAGUUCAGUUAAUAAUGAUUUGGUUUUUUGCCGUUUCUCAACGAAGGGAUAUAAUCGAGUUAUUUGACUAUUACAGCUUGUCGUUCAUCACAAAUAAGUACACUCGAGAACGGUUUAAUUGCAAAUAAUAAUAAUAAUAAUAAUAAUAAUAAUAAUAAUAAUAAUAAUAAUACUUCGGAGCUGAUGAGAAAUUCAAACGAAAACUAAGUGAAACAAAACGCUCGCAAACUGAGAACAGACCAAACUACUUCGUGGAAGAGAGCGCGAUGGUCCCGAGCAGAGCUGCACUUCUCAGGCACUUCACCAGGGGGCGCUGGAGCUCUCAGCUGUGUCCUGCGCAGAGGACCAUGUCGUCGAACCCGGGACCGAGCGGGAGGCUGCAGGGAAAGGUGGCGCUGGUGACCGCUUCGACCGAGGGGAUCGGUUUCGCGGCCGCACGGGGCCUCGCCCAGCAGGGGGCGCUAGUUGUGCUGAGCAGCAGGCGGAAGGAUAACGUGGAGCGCGCCGUGGCCGAGCUCCGGAGCCAGAACCUCAACGUGGCCGGAACUACUUGCCAUGUGGGGAAGAGGGAAGACAGAGAGAGGCUGGUCGCCACGACAGUCCGGGAUCACGGAGGGAUCGAUAUCCUCGUCUCCAAUGCAGCCGUCAAUCCGUUCUUCGGGAAUAUUAUGGAUUCCACCGAGGAGGUGUGGGACAAGCAUAGGAAAGCAUUGAUUUUGGACGUGAAUGUCAAAGCCACGAUUCUACUGGCCAAGCUCGUCGUCCCACAGCAUGGAGGGAAGGGGCAUGGUUCAAUCGUUAUCAUCUCUUCCAUCGCUGGAUAUCAGCCCUUUCAGGCUCUGGGCCCCUAUAGUGUCAGUAAGACUGCCCUUUUAGGAUUGACAAAGGCUUUGGCCCCAGAACUGGCUCAUAUGAAUAUCCGCGUGAAUUGUGUGGCCCCGGGACUAAUCAAAACCAAAUUCAUCUGCGGUGAGUCUGUCUUUCUGUCUCUGGGGCUGGUUCGUUAUCUUCACAGAUUUUUUCCUUUCCCUAGGAUCGGAACUCCGGAAGACAUCUCGGGAACCGUAUCUUUCCUGUGUUCCGAGGACGCGAGUUACAUCACGGGAGAAACCAUUGUGGUGGCGGGGGGGAUGAACGCCAGACUUUAACCCCCUGCAGGGUUGCUGUGAUGGGCAUAUGUGGCAGUAUAGCAUACAGACUGUCCCUUCGACUGUAUUACUCUUUCAGAUCUGUUUAGAAUCGACGUGGCUUUGUCAUUGAAUGCUCUUCAUAAUAAACAAACACUUACCUGCA